This is a messenger RNA of Knipowitschia caucasica, 2475 nucleotides long. Lineage: Eukaryota; Metazoa; Chordata; Actinopteri; Gobiiformes; Gobiidae. The record is from the annotation of a GenBank genome assembly.
AUGAACAGAAAAAGAAGAAAUGAUGGGCAGUUGCAACCAGUGGAAAAGAAAAGAUGUGACGAUAGCAGCUCAGAUGUAGAUCUGUCUGCACAAGACUCCAGUCAGAAUGAGUCUCUCAGUGACCAAGAGGACCACAGACCCAGUUUCUCGAUGCCGUCUAUAUCUUUUAACGCCACAGAUGAAGACCCUGCAUCAGAGCCCUCAUCCAGGUUCUCCAUGUACAACAGUGUUUCCCAGAAGCUUAUGGCCAAAAUGGGCUUCCGUGAAGGUGAGGGCUUGGGAAAGUUUGGCCAAGGACGCAAAGAAAUUGUAGAGGCAUCAACACAGAGAGGGAGGAGAGGUCUCGGCCUGACACUUCAGGGCUUUCAGGGCGAGCUUAAUGUGGACUGGCGUGAUGAACCUGAGCCAAGUGCACUAGAAAAAGUUGAUUGGUUCCCAGAAUGCACUACAGAAAUGCCGGAUUCACAUGAACUCCUGGACUGGAUGCUUACUGGCCCGAUAAAAUUGAAAAUUGAAGAUGAAACAGAGUUUUGCACUGAAGACCUUCUACAUACUCUUCUAAGAUGCAAGACGAUAUUCGAUGAUCUAGACGGUGAAGAGAUGAGAAGAGCUCGAACUCGCUCCAACCCUUAUGAGACCAUUAGAGGCGGGAUCUUCCUCAACAGGGCUGCUAUGAAAAUGGCAAAUAUUGACCAUUGCUUUGACAACAUGUUCACCAACCCUAAAGAUGCACAAGGAAAACCCCACAUAAAGGACAGAGAAGGAGAACUCUUGUACUUUGGAGAUGUGUGCGCGGGGCCGGGAGGUUUUUCAGAAUACAUUUUGUGGAAGAAAGGCUGGCAUGCAAAAGGCUUUGGCAUGACUCUGAAAGGACCCUGUGACUUUAAACUUGAGGAUUUCUUUGCUGCGCCGAGUGAACUUUUUGAGCCCUACUACGGUGAAGGAGGCAUCGAUGGGGAUGGAGAUAUAACGCGGCCAGAAAAUAUCACUGCUUUCAGAAACUUUGUGCUGGAAAGUACUGAGGGGAAAGGGCUGCAUUUUCUCAUGGCAGAUGGAGGAUUCUCUGUGGAGGGUCAAGAAAACCUACAAGAGAUUUUAACCAAACAGUUGUUGCUUUGUCAGUUGCUCACUGCCGUUUCAACUCUUAGAACUGGUGGGCACUUUGUCUGUAAGACGUUUGACCUUUUUACGCCUUUCAGUGUGGGGCUAGUUUACCUUAUGUACCUCUGUUUUGAAAGAGUUACACUUUUUAAACCCAUCACAAGCCGACCUGCUAAUUCUGAGAGAUAUAUAGUUUGCCGUGACCUAAAGCCAGGAUCAGAUGCAGUUCGAGAAUACAUGUUCAAGGUUAAUCUUAAACUUAACCAACUGAAAAACACAGACAGAGACGUUUUAGAAGUAGUUCCCCUGCACAUAAUCAAAGAGGACGCCGAGUUCUACCAGUUUAUGGUCAACUCUAACGAGAGUCUCUGUGUUGUCCAGAUCAAGGCUCUUGCAAAAAUACACGCUUUCGUUGUAGAUCCGGCUCUCUCAGAAACAAGACAAGCUGACAUACGAAAGGAAUGUCUCAAACUUUGGGGAGUCCCAGACAAGGCCAGAGUAACACCAGUCUCCUCAGACCCAAGAUCCAAAUUUCAGGAACUUUUGAAGGGUGCAGACCUGGAGGCAUUUCAGAGUAAACCCACUUCUCUUAACACAAGCACACUCGAAAAGCUGCGACAUGUCCUCGAUCACAGGUGCAUUGUGGGAGGCGGUGAACAAAUCUUCCUUUUAGCUUUGGGGAAAUCGCAGAUAUACACAUGGGAUGGGAAGUUGCCUUUGCGGUGGAGGAAACUGGAGAAUUUCAAACUGGAGCUGCCCAGAGAUACGCUUCUGAGUGUGGAGAUUGUCCAGGAGCUGAAGGGAGAGGGCAAAGCACAGCGAAGAAUCAAUGCAGUUCAUGUAAUGGAUGCACUGGUGUUGAAUGGCACUGAUGUAAGAGACCAGCACUUCAACCAAAGAAUUCAAAUGGCAGAGAAAUUUGUGAAAGCCGUGGCUAAACCAAGCAGACCUGAUAUGAACCCCAUCAGGGUGAAAGAAGUGUACAGACUUGAAGAAAUGGAGAAGAUCUUUGUCAGACUGGAGAUGAAAGUGACAAAGAGUUCAGGAGGAAUGCCCCGUCUGUCCUACACUGGCCGAGACGACCGCCACUUUCUCCCCUCAGGCCUUUACAUGGUUAAAACAGUCAAUGAGCCUUGGACAAUGGUGUACAGUAAAAACUCCAGGAAGAAAUACUUCUAUAACAAAAUAACAAAGGAAUCCACCUAUGACCUUCCACCAAACUCUGCUGCUCCCUUCCAUGUGUGUCACUCAGAGCGACUAUUCUGGGCCUGGGAGGACGGCGUCAUAGUCCACGAUUCACAGACGCGAAUGGAUCCUGAAAAACUGUCAAAAGACGACGUGCUGUCUUUUAUUCACUCAAACCACCAGAUGUAA